Molecule: messenger RNA, 1309 nt
Organism: Xyrauchen texanus (razorback sucker)
Lineage: Eukaryota; Metazoa; Chordata; Actinopteri; Cypriniformes; Catostomidae
Gene: ensaa
Product: endosulfine alpha a
Exons: 3
Coding region: 105-452 (115 amino acids)
Cellular component (GO): cytoplasm
Molecular function (GO): protein phosphatase inhibitor activity
Source: RefSeq, a predicted model, not a curated record
UUCUGGUGCAAGGUGACAGAUUGCGCUGUAAUCACUACAUCAAAAUCGCAUAUUUUUCAGACGGAGGAAAAUCUUUAUUUACAGUGUUUGCGCUUGCGGGAAUCAUGUCAGAGAAUCAGGACACGGAGAAUCAGCUGGAGUCAGAAGAGAAGCAGGAUUGUCAAGAGAAGAACUGUAACCCACUACUGGCUGAAGAGGCCAAGCUGAAGGCAAAAUAUCCAAACCUGGGACAAAAACCUGGCGGCUCGGACUUCCUGAUGAAAAGAUUACAGAAAGGACAAAAGUACUUUGACUCCGGUGAUUAUAACAUGGCGAAGGCUAACACGAAGAGCAAACAUUUAGUGGCAGCUGUUGGGCCUGAUAAGAACCUGGUGACUGGAGACCACAUCCCCACACCACAAGACCUGCCUCAGAGGAAAACCUCCAUACUCACCAGCAAACUAGCUGGAUAAACACACACACACACUCCGCCCAGCUGGGCUCUUCAUGAACGCUGCUGCACACACACACACACGCACGCGCGCGCGCGCACGCACGCACACACACACACAGAAAAGUGGUUAUUCUUAGGAUCAUUUUGGGUUAGUGUUUGUUUAAAUGAUGGUUUCUCCAACCCGGAAGGCUGAUUGAAGUUGCUGAUUGGUGGAGCAGAUCGUCCUUCACUCACUAUCCUCUUAUAAUUAUUUUACAAGUUGUCUUGCAACAGUACACACACACUCUCACUGAACACACAGACUGUAUGUUUUCUAUAGAGAGCUGGACACACUCAAACUGACUUUGUGUUUGUAAUGUGUAGCUGCUAAAACACACUCGACUGAAAGAAUGAAGUGGUGUGUAUCACACACACACUUUAAAAAAAAGCACUGAACUGUCUCUUUAAAGCAAUAGUCCACCCAAAACUGGCAUUUCUGUCAUCAUUUACUCACCCUCAUGUUGUUCUAAACCCAUAUGACUUUCUUCUGCGCAACACAAAACACGGUUUUGGAAUAUAAUGUAUGUUGUAAUGAAUGUAAUGUAAGUUACAUUAUUAAUGUAUGAAGUUUGUACAGUAAAUAGAGUGAUAUUUGCAGAUGUGUUUGUGCUCUCAUAAAUACUCACAUCACACUUGAUGAUGACAUUUCCGGUGUCAUUCUUACAAUCACGCAUCUUUAAUCAGGACAUGAAGCAACAUCUCUGUUCCUCUCCAGGGUUCACCGGCUCAUUAUGCAAAAGUGGUGAUGUCAUAUAAGUGUGGAGGGGCGAGAGGAGAGGUCCUGAUGUCAUUAAAUGUACAGAGAGUGUAUGUUAAAUAUCAAAUAAAGUAAAACAU